Verticillium dahliae VdLs.17 is the source of this 1374-nucleotide messenger RNA. Its product is annotated as proline rich protein 5MeD. Bases 1 to 1374 code for a protein of 457 amino acids. The record is from RefSeq and is a predicted model, not a curated record. Lineage: Eukaryota; Fungi; Ascomycota; Sordariomycetes; Glomerellales; Plectosphaerellaceae. The transcript is spliced from 6 exons.
AUGUUUACCACAGCCAGCGUGAACCUUUCCAGUGGCAUGUCAUCCCCAACAGCCUCCACGAGCAUGCAGUCGCUUUCGACACUGGAGAUUAGGUCUUCCCUCGUAGUAGUCACGUCUUCGCGGCACAGGUUCUACUCUGCUCUCGACAUCGCUUAUGCAGGCAUCCUCAGCCGUCAUAAGCAGCUCGACAUCCGACGCUGGCCCGAUGACAACAAGCGCAAGAAGUCUGGGUUCCUUCACCCAAUCGAGUACCUCAACCAUUUUGGUUUUGAGCUCUUCCGUGGAAGCUCUCUCAUCCAAUGGUGCAUCAAUCAGUUCAAUCUUGUCCAGCAGCCAGAUUGCGAGCUUCUCUUCGGAUCUGCCAGGAUCAAGCUCUUCAAGUUCAUCAACAUCAGGCACUACAAUUACGCCUUCUACUAUUUUCACCACGUCUACUCAGGCUACUUCGUCAAGCAUAUCGAGCACCUCAAGCACGUCAAGCGCGGCAAGCACAGCGAGCACUUCGACAUCCACGACUUCAACCUCCAUGGUUUUGACUACACCGGUUACGUCGACAACCACUUUGACAACUCCAACCAUUCCGACCUCUUCCUCCACCCCAACCACCUCAACUAUCGUAACUACCCUGGCCACUCCAACUACUCCGACUACUGCAGCCACUCCGACCACGUCGACUUCCACCUUGGUAGCUCCAACAACAUCGCGGGAAACUCGGAAGUCAAUGCCCUGGGCUAUAACGCGCGCGAUGACUACCUCUACGCCGUAGCCCAAAACGGCCUCCUCACGUCCAUCUCGAUCAUCCGCCUCAAUGCCCGGGGCGAUGUAUCCGUAGUUGUCCCGCAGGUCGCCAACAAGCUCGCCCUUCUGGGGGGCUUCAACGCGGGCGACGUCGACGAGAACUCCCAGUAUUGGAUCUCCACCAGCGGCAAUGACUGGUACCAGUACGACCUGCGCCCCGGCAGCGCCACCUACGCGCAGCAGGUUGCCUACGGCACCCUGCCGCUGCUGUCUCGCCCCGCGCAGGUCAUCGCGGACUGGGCCUACGUCCCCGGCGGCGGCAACUUUCUGUGGGCCAUUGGCACGGCGUCCGGCGGCCGGACGGUCCUCAUGCAGUUCAGUCGGUCGACGAAGCGGUGGACGCAGGUACGCGACUUUGGCAACAUUGUCGGCGGCACGCUGCUCAACCAGCCGGUCUGGGGCGCAGUGUACGCGAGCGCCAAUGGGUUCCUGUACGGCACCGAGAACCUCACUGGGCAGGUCUGGCGGUUUCCCGUCUUGUCGAGCACGGCGCCGGCGACGAGUGUGGUCACUGGGUCACCGGCAACGCUCAAUGAUGGCGCGAGAUGUCUGGAAGCUUCGAAUCUGCCGACGUAG